Messenger RNA from Pangasianodon hypophthalmus (striped catfish), 1676 nucleotides. It is a transcript of the gene chic1, whose product is annotated as cysteine-rich hydrophobic domain 1. The transcript is spliced from 6 exons. The coding region runs from base 40 to 561 and encodes 173 amino acids. The record is from RefSeq and is a predicted model, not a curated record. NCBI's taxonomy places the organism in Eukaryota, Metazoa, Chordata, Actinopteri, Siluriformes, Pangasiidae.
ACGUAGCUCCGACGUCACUCGCGCAGUGUCAGAAACGUCAUGAGCGUCUUACUGCCCAACAUGGCGGACUUUGAUACCAUUUAUGAGUUAGAAGAAGAAGACGAGCGAAUAGUGAGUGAAGAGCACCUCGCCAGAUACUGCCCUGAACCUGUGAUAAUGCGAGGGGCCGGCCACAUCACUGUGUUUGGACUUAGCAACAAAUUUGACACAGAAUUCCCAUCUGUUCUUACAGGAAAGGUCGCUCCAGAGGAGUUCAAGACAAGCAUCAACCGGGUGAAUGCUUGCCUGAAGAAGAACCUACCAGUCAAUGUGAAAUGGCUACUGUGCGGCUGCUUGUGCUGUUGCUGUACUGUGGGCUGCAGUCUGUGGCCUGUCAUAUGCCUCAACAAGAGGACACGAAGAUCCAUUCAGAAAUUGUUAGAAUGGGAAAACAACCGAUUAUAUCACAAGCUGGGACUACACUGGAAACUCAGCAGAAGAAAAUGUGAGAGUAAUAACAUGAUGGAAUAUGUGAUUCUUAUAGAAUUCCUACCCAAAUAUCCUAUAUUCCGACCAGACUAAGAGCACUGCAGAGGGAUGCUGGUGAAUGGCUCUCACUCCGCUCCUUACUUAGUGCCUUGUAUAUAAAGUUGGAUUGAGGGUCUUCACAGGUGUCUCUGUGUGACCCUUUUUUCCUCCCAGUACCUUGUACAGUAGAGUUCGCAACACUGUCACUUUGCUUUAGAGCAGAUUUUGCACAUUUCCAGAUGUAGUAGAAACGCUCCUGUGUUGCACCCAGAUGUUUUCGUUACAUAAAAUAAUAAAACAAUACUGUUUAAAAGUGCAUUUACCCCACUAGCCAUCCAUACUUCCCACCUUCUACAUGUAAUAUUGUUGAUAAAAUCAAGGCACCUCAAGGUGUGUAUUUGCCUUAUGAUAAAAGUAAAUGGAAGUGUAUGUGUGGGGUGCAGAGCAAAUCCUGCACAUUUGCUGAUGUAGUUGGUCUAAAGCAAAAUGAAAAGGGUUCUUUUACGCUAUUGGAAUGGGCAGGGAAUUUAAAGUAACUAAAAUGUCAGCAUGAUUUUUUUUUCCGUCUGCACUUUGAUGAUCGUCCUCUAAACAGGGGCAAGUUAAAGAAACAGACCAUUGAAUAUAAUUUUGGACGUAAUGUACAGCCUAGUACUUCAUGUUUACAUAAUGUAAUUUAGCUGGCGAUUAGUUUUCUGCCAAUCUGUUAUUGUAACAUAGUUUUGUUUAUAAACUGCAUCUCUGUAACUUUCCAGUCUAUAUGGACCCGUUUACCUAGAAAGCCAUAAAACGUAUGUACAACAUGCCAGUCAAAGUGAGGGCUGAAAAUUGCACUUGAGCACACAAGGACAUCAGGCUUUCAGUUGAUAGUCCCUGAGGUGUUUUUUUUUUUUUUUUUAAUGUCGUGUGUACUGAAAGCAUAAGAUUGGACUAUUAAAGAUGAUUUUGCCAAUCAAGAUUUAUUAAGAAUAUUAAAUGUCAUUCAUUUCAAAGUGAAUUUCACCUUGUAUGUAUGUAGAAACAUUGUUUUGUAGUCUCUUUCCUCUUGCUUUUUUAUGUUUCAGCUUUGAAUCUCAUAUUGCUGUUUUUGGUGAAGUCCAUGUGCUGUUAUACAGAUGCAGAAAUGUGGACUUUCACACUCCAUUUUCAUGCGUAUCCUGAUUCUCUUU